Messenger RNA from Orycteropus afer afer, 5278 nucleotides. NCBI's taxonomy places the organism in Eukaryota, Metazoa, Chordata, Mammalia, Tubulidentata, Orycteropodidae. The record is from RefSeq and is a predicted model, not a curated record.
GUUCUAUGGCAGAGGCUUCUUAUGCGCAUAAACCCUUGUCCCAAUGACGUCAAGUUCGCCCAUUGGCUUGGAAGGUUCAGACUUAUCUUCCAUCAACACCAUGAUGUCAGCAGUAAUGAGUGUAGGGAAGAUCGCCGAGAAUGGCGGAAGCUCCCAGGGCGUCAAGUCCCCCACAAAGCCUCCAGGACCAAAUCGGAUUGGCAGAAGGAACCAGGAAACAAAAGAGGAAAAGUCUUCCUAUAACUGUCCCCUGUGUGAAAAGAUUUGCACUACACAGCACCAGCUAACUAUGCACAUUCGUCAGCACAAUACAGACACUGGAGGAGCCGACCAUUCUUGUAGCAUCUGCGGGAAGUCGCUGAGCUCGGCCAGCUCCCUGGACCGACACAUGCUGGUGCACUCUGGCGAACGGCCGUAUAAGUGUACCGUGUGUGGCCAGUCCUUCACCACGAAUGGAAACAUGCACAGACAUAUGAAGAUUCAUGAGAAGGACCCCAGUGGUGCCACAGCUACAGCCCCUCCAUCCCCACUGAAGCGUAGGCGCCUGGCCUCCAAGAGAAAACUGAGUCACGAUGCUGAGUCUGAGAAAGAAGACCCUGCACCUGCUAAGAAGAUGGUAGAAGAUGGGCAGUUAGGUGACCUGGAGAAAAAGGCUGAUGAAGUUUUUCACUGCCCAGUGUGUUUCAAGGAGUUUGUUUGCAAGUAUGGGCUAGAGACCCACAUGGAGACCCAUUCAGAUAAUCCCCUAAGAUGUGACAUUUGCUGUGUCACCUUUCGAACACAUCGAGGAUUGCUACGCCACAACGCACUUGUCCACAAACAGCUUCCGAGAGAUGCGAUGGGGAGGCCAUUCAUACAGAACAACCCUUUAAUUCCUGCUGGCUUCCAUGACUUGGGAUUCACUGACUUCUCCUGUAGAAAGUUCCCCCGAAUUUCUCAGGCCUGGUGUGAAGCAAACCUGCGGCGGUGCAUCAGCGAGCAGCACCGCUUUGUCUGCGAGACCUGCGACAAGGCAUUCCCCAUGCCCCUCUCACUCGCCCUGCAUCGGCAGACCCACAGCACCGGGGACCCGGGGCAGGAGAAACCACAGACCAAGCCCCUGGGUGAGGACACACUCGACCAGAAGGUCUUCCUGGCCUUGCUGGGCCUGCAGCACACCAAAGACAUGAAGCCCACCCUCGCCGAGGAGCCACCGCCAGACGACAACCAAGCCAUCCAGCUUGAGACACUCAGGUGCCAGCUACCUCAGGAGCCCGCCUGCACCAGCCUGCUGAGUCUAUCCCCCUUUGAGGCCACCUCCCUUGGAGGCCAGCUAGCUGUCCUCCCAGCUACCAAGGAGAGCAUGAAGCAUCUGUCUCUGCAGCCCUUCCAGAAGGGUUUCAUCAUCCAGCCGGACAGCAGUAUUGUGGUCAAACCCAUCUCCAGUGAGUCAGCCAUCGAGCUGGCCGACAUCCAACAGAUCCUGAAGAUGGCCUCCUCAGCGCCCCCCCAGAUCAGUCUUCCACCCCUCUCCAAGGCCCCAGCCACCCCCAUGCAGGCCAUCUUCAAGCACAUGCCCCCACUGAAGCCAAAGCCCCUGGUUACACCGCGCACAGUGGUGGCCACCUCUACACCUCCACCCCUUGUCAACGCCCAGCAGGCCUCCCCUGGCUGCAUCAGCCCCAGCCUGCCCCCUCCGCCACUCAAGCUGCUUAAGGGCUCAGUGGAGGCCGCCUCCAAUGUCCACCUGCUGCAAUCCAAGUCUGGGGCCCAGCCCAACGCCUCCACCCAGCUCUUCCUGCAGCCUCGGGUAGAGCUGCCAGGCCAGCCUGAGAUUAAGGCACAGCUGGAGCAGGACAGCAUCAUUGAGGCAUUGUUGCCCCUGAACAUGGAGGCCAAGAUCAAGCAAGAGAUCACAGAAGGCGACCUCAAGGCCCUCAUGGCAGGGCCCGCCAGCAAGAAGGCACCCACCAUGCGCAAGGUCCUAUACCCCUGCCGCUUCUGUAACCAGGUGUUUGCCUUCUCAGGAGUGCUGCGCGCCCACGUGCGGUCGCACCUGGGCAUCUCACCCUACCAGUGCAACAUCUGUGACUACAUUGCUGCCGACAAGGCUGCCCUCAUCCGCCACCUACGCACACACAGUGGGGAGCGGCCCUACAUCUGCAAGAUUUGCCACUACCCCUUCACUGUUAAGGCCAAUUGUGAGCGGCACCUACGCAAGAAGCACCUCAAGGCCACCCGCAAGGACAUUGAGAAGAACAUUGAAUAUGUGACCAGCAGUGCCGCGGAGAUGGUCGACGCCUUCUGUGCCCCAGACACGGUGUGCCGGCUUUGUGGUGAGGACCUGAAGCACUACCGGGCGCUGCGCAUACACAUGCGAACGCACUGUGGCCGUGGCCUGGGUGGCUGCCAGAAGGGUCGCAAACCAUUUGAGUGCAAGGAGUGCAAUUCAGCCUUCGCAGCCAAGCGCAACUGCAUCCACCACAUCCUUAAGCAGCACCUGCACGUGCCAGAGCAUGAGAUCGAGAACUAUGUCCUGGCCUCAGAUGGCAGUGGGGGUCCUGCUGACGGGCCAGCUGCAGAAGCUGCCAGCAUGGUGGAGGACAGCAGCUGUGGUGACUUUGCAGACCGCAAGCCCAUUGCAGCCUUCUUGGAGCCCCAGAAUGGCUUCCUACAUGGGGGUCCUACCCCAGCCCCUCAUGUCUCUGUCAAGCUGGAGCCUGCCAGUGGCUUUGCAGUGGACUUCAACGAGCCCCUUGACUUCUCCCAGAAGGGCCUGACCCUGGUCCACGUAAAACAGGAAAGCACUGCCUCCUUUCUGAGCCCCUCCUCCCUCACCCCCUACGACUGCUCCAUGGAGCCCAUUGAUCUCUCCAUCCCCAAGAACCCAAGGAAAGGAGACAGGGACACACCUGGUCCCAGCGAGGCCAGAAGGACCGAACAGGAGACCCAAGAAGGCGAGCAGCCCCCAGUCUGUCCACCCCCGUGCCCCACUCUGUCAGGGGCAUUUGGGCCCAGUGAGGGCCUGGACAAGCCUGCAGCCCCAGGACUGGCCACCUCAACAGCAACCCCCCGGGAGCCCCACGCUCAGGCCCUGCAGGCUCCUGUGCAGCUCGCGGUCCCCAUCUACUCUUCAGCCCUCAUGAACAGCUCGCCCCUCCUGGCCAACCCCACCCUCCUCAGCAACUCGGCCCUCAUCAGUGGGUCAGCCCUGCUGCGGCCACUGCGCCCCAAGCCACCCCUGCUCUUGCCAAAGCCCCCUGUGACUGAUGAGCUGCCCCCACUGGCCUCCAUCGCCCAGAUCAUCUCUUCUGUGUCCUCAGCCCCCACCCUGCUGAAGACCAAGGUGGCUGAGCCAGGGCCCACCAGCACCAGCAGUGGCCCCAUGGUCCCCGACACUAUGGGAGGUGCCAUACCCAAAGCUACACCCACCCCUGCUGACACCAUAACCCCGCAAGAAUCUGAGAACCCACCCCCUGCAGCCACCAGCCCUGAGGCCAUCUCUCCCACCGAGCAAGGGCUGGCUGGCACUGCCAAGAAGAGGGGCCGAAAGAAAGGGGUGAGGAACCGGUCCAAGGUCAACAGUGGUGGCGUGGACCUAGACUCGAGUGGGGAGUUCGCCAGUAUUGAGAAGAUGCUGGCCACCACUGACACCAACAAGUUCAGUCCGUUCCUGCAGAGUGCGGAGGAUGACGGGCAGGAGGAGGUAUCUGCAGCCCCGGCUGAUCCCCAUGGGCCCAGUGAUGAGGAGCAGGCCAGCCCCCCAGAAGACAAGGGGCUAAGGUCCAGACGGAACUCCUACGCCAACUGCCUGCAGAAGAUCAGCUGCCCCCACUGUCCCCGGGUUUUCCCGUGGGCCAGCUCCCUGCAGAGGCAUAUGCUCACGCACACCGGUCAGAAGCCCUUCCCUUGUCAAAAAUGCGAUGCCUUCUUUUCUACCAAAUCUAACUGUGAACGCCACCAGUUGCGCAAACAUGGAGUUACCAACUGUUCCCUGAGAAGAAACGGGCUUUUCCCCCAGUCCAAAGAGAGAGAUGUUGGAGCUCAUGAUAGUACAGAUAGCCAGUCAGACGCCGAGACGUCGACAGCAGGAAAUGAGGUGCUAGACCUGACCUCACGGGAGAAGGAGCAGCGGGCACCAGAAGAGGCCCCUGAGCCUGGCCGGCUUGAAGCAGGAGCCCCUUCACAGGAGGACAGGGGAGGGGCAGCCUCCCCUGCAAGUGGCGAAGAGAAGGGAGAGGAGGAGGAUGGGGAGCGAGAGGAGGAGACACAUGCUGGGGAGGAGAGGGAUGAGGACGCCGAGGGCCUGGAGGAGGACGCCGUCAGCAACAAAAGCCUUGACCUCAACUUUGCCAGCAAGCUGAUGGACUUCAAGCUGGCUGAGGGCACCACAGGUGGCAGGGGCUCUCCCCAGCAGGAACUGAAGCACGCCUGUGAUGUCUGUGGAAAAAAUUUCAAGUUCCUGGGGACCCUGAGCCGCCACAAGAAGGCCCACAGCCGCGAGGAGCAGAAGGAGGAGGGCAGGCGUGGAGGAACUGAGGGACCACCACCCACCCCUGCAACCAGCCCUACCCCUGAGCCAGAGGAGGCACCUGCAGGCCUCCCAGCUGUGGAACCUGAGGCCGGGGAGGCCCUGGCAGAGAAGCCUCAGGAGGACGGGGAGGGUGUCUCCGAGGGGGAGGGCACAGCUGAAAAGAAGGCCUCAGAGAAGAGUGAUGAUGACAAGAAGCCAAAGACAGACUCCCCCAAGAGUGUGGCCAGCAAGGCCGACAAGAGGAAGAAGGUGUGCAGCGUGUGUAAUAAGAGGUUCUGGUCUCUGCAGGACCUAACUCGGCACAUGAGAUCACACACAGGGGAAAGGCCGUACAAAUGCCAGACCUGUGAGCGCACCUUCACACUGAAGCACAGCCUGGUCCGCCAUCAGCGCAUCCACCAGAAAGCCCGGCACCAUGGGAAGGAUGGCGACCAGGAUGAGAAGGCUGAGGAGGACAGUGAGGACGAGUCCACUCACAGUGGCAACAACCCCAUCUCAGAGAGUGAGGCAGAGCCCAUGCUGACCACCAGCAACCACAUGGCUGUCACGCGGAGCCGCAAGGAGAGCUUAGCCAAUGCGGCCAAGGAAGCCAGUCGCAAGGAAGAGAAGGCAGCAGGUCGGACGGCUGCUAUCUGCCAGGCUGACUCCAGCAAGAAGGGCCCGGCGGCUGCGGUGCAGGACCUGCUGGAGCUGCCCAGCAGAAGGCCAGCCCAGCCCAUCCUGGCCGCCGCUGAGGGCUCUGCUCAGCUUCUGGGCAUGGAAUGA